UAGAGAUUCUGAGAGAUUCUACGAGAUUUCCUCGAGAUUCUGAAUCAAGUUUUCCCCAAAAUUCCGCUAGGGGCGCCACUAGUCCUUGGCCCAGUUUCUGUACAGAAGUAUGCACUAUGUUACGUAGUGGGCGUAGCUCCGUUUUGGCAUGCUCUAUACAGCUUAUAGACAUGUAGAUCGUAUUAUCUUUAAGAUAAUUUACUGAUAGGAAAAGGUGCUACAAUAGGUUUUGUAGUUUCAAGUAGAAUGAAGUAAUCUGAUAGUUAGAAAUUUGAUAGGUUUGAAUUAAAAGUCCAGAUUAUUAAUUUUAAAAUAAAAUAUACGGGGAAAAUUAACUUUAAUUGCUGGGAAUUAUUGGCAUAUUAUCAAUAAAGUUUUUUUAACCACAAAUUUUUCCAACCCCAUCUUACAUUCAUGAGCAGAUGAAAAAAUGUGUACGCCACCAUUCGGUGGGAAAAAGGAGGGAAAAUUUAAAAAGAUUUAGCGCAACCCAUAUUUUUACAUUUUGCAGUAUUUCUAGUGCAUUUUUUACAAUUGGAGCUUUUCAAAGACCAAAUUCACAAAAUAUCUUGAAUUUUAGACGGUUUUGGGGUAGUUUAAAGUUAAAAAAGGGGGUAAAUUUAGUGAGAUUCUGGAGAUUCUUCGAGAUUCUAUGGGAUUCUACGGGAUUCUGUGAGAUUCUAAAGAUUCUACGAGAUUCUGAAGAUUCUAUGAGAUUCCGGGGAUUCUGGAGGGAUUCUUGAGAUUCUGACAAGAUUCUGGCUAGGGUGUACGAGGAUUCUGGGGAGUUGCCAACCCCCGCAAUGCCCUCACGAAAAGACGUUCUUCUUCAGUUAGCUACUGGAUUAGAAUAUAUACACAAAGAGAAAGUAAUCCAUUUGGAUAUUACUCCGAAAAACAUCGUCAUCUGGGUGAAUCCGGAACACGAAAAUGUUUUGUUGAAAUGGACCGAUUUUGGGCUGAGUAAACAACUAAAAGAAACUGGAAGCUACACGUUGACUAAAAUUAGAGGGACAGAAGGAUGGCUUUCACCGGAAAUACUGAAAAUACUCGACAACCAGCAACAGACUAGUCGAACUGAAGCAAAACAAAGAGGCACAGUUAAAAGCGACGUCUUUAACGAAGGGCUCGUCUUUGGCUACUAUCUUUUAAAUGGACUUCAUCUGUUCGCUGGCCUUGUUGAGUCAAACAUAUAUUAUAACAAACCGGUCAACCUAGACAAAAUACAAUGGCAAAGCGCUCGCGACCUGAUCAAGAAAAUGAUCCAUCCCGACCCAGGGAUAAGAAUUUCUUCAUCCGAUGUCGCAAAAGAAGUCAGUCAGAUAAAAUCCGACUUGGGUUAACUUGCCCAACAUAAAUGCGAAGAUUUAAAUGCUUCAUCUAUUAUCUAGAUUAUCAUCAACUACGGCCUAGUGGAACACCUUUUUAGCAAAUUAAAAAUUUUUAUUGCACAUCCUAGUGCAAUAUCAAGAAACCAGUGACUUUAAUUAAAAACUUGAGUUGGCAUUGGGUCGUUGUCACGAAA
This is a messenger RNA of Daphnia pulicaria, 1525 nucleotides long. RefSeq names its product serine/threonine-protein kinase/endoribonuclease IRE1-like. The transcript is spliced from 2 exons. Gene Ontology annotation, cellular component: IRE1-TRAF2-ASK1 complex. The coding region runs from base 804 to 1343 and encodes 179 amino acids. Gene Ontology annotation, molecular function: protein serine/threonine kinase activity; RNA endonuclease activity; ATP binding. Gene Ontology annotation, biological process: IRE1-mediated unfolded protein response; intrinsic apoptotic signaling pathway in response to endoplasmic reticulum stress; protein phosphorylation. NCBI's taxonomy places the organism in Eukaryota, Metazoa, Arthropoda, Branchiopoda, Diplostraca, Daphniidae. The record is from RefSeq and is a predicted model, not a curated record.